Eriocheir sinensis (Chinese mitten crab) is the source of this 4399-nucleotide messenger RNA. RefSeq names its product optomotor-blind protein-like. Gene Ontology annotation, cellular component: nucleus. Gene Ontology annotation, molecular function: DNA-binding transcription factor activity, RNA polymerase II-specific; RNA polymerase II cis-regulatory region sequence-specific DNA binding. NCBI's taxonomy places the organism in Eukaryota, Metazoa, Arthropoda, Malacostraca, Decapoda, Varunidae. Gene Ontology annotation, biological process: regulation of transcription by RNA polymerase II; cell fate specification; positive regulation of DNA-templated transcription. The transcript has 8 exons. Bases 1099 to 3231 code for a protein of 710 amino acids. The record is from RefSeq and is a predicted model, not a curated record.
AAGAAUAUAUCUGAAUGGAAUAAAGAAAGAUUUUCCGGAUCGGCCCUAGCGGUGGCGGUGGGAGGUGUCGGCGCGGGUGUGGGCUGGGGGCGCGUCACAGGCCCCGCCCACAGCCUCCUCUAGUUGUCCCAGUGGCGCGCCCACACACCACUUCCAACCCUAUUUUGUUCAGAUUUUUUUGGCCUCUCGUGUAGACACGUAUUCUCACAGGGCAGAGGGAAGUCUUCAGUGGGUUUUUUAAAAUACCAGACGGGUUAAGGAAGCGGCUGAAUAGAGCGAAGGCCUGGCCAGCGGGAGGAGUAGUUUUCCCUUACAUGCUGAUCACCGCGCACAGAGCCAGCCCUCGCUCGCACCACAAGGCGGGACUUCUGACGCCCGUGGAUUAAUUCACUUCGCCGCUUCGAAAUCCCCGUCACCACAAGCCUUCCUUUGCUUCUCAAGGCACAUCGCCUCCGCCUCUACGUCACGAGGACAUCCCGUAACAUCGUCGAGGGCGAGGACGUGUGUGUCCCUCGCUGUCCACACCGAGGGGACACCAGCCGGGAGAUUUUUUGCGGUCAUGUGCGUGUGAAGUUGAUCACAAUCGGCAAGCCCGAAGGUGUGACGUGGGACGCGGACGCCCCGCCUCCAGAGCCCUGCUAUUGGCUGAGCGGGUGUUGACGGACCAAUCAGUAUUGUUGGCGGGUGUCGACCGCUGGUGUGGCGGUCAUGACUUGGCGGUCGCCAGUGUAGGUGCGAACGCGCGUUCGGAAGGCUGAGGACCUGUACGUCCCAAGUGUCAGACACCACGCCUCUGCCUCUUACACCUCCCGCUGCCCCUCACACCCGUCUGGGCACCAACCCAAGUAUAUUCCGGCCCUGUUAAGUGCAAUCUGGAGGUAGUGAGGAGGCCUGUGAAGUGACGCGCGAGGAAAUAGGAAAUAAAACCACUGGUGAUAUUUAGUUGUAUCGUGCAAGGAAGUUUUGGGUGGUGUCGUGCAAGUGUUGAGUGGAGCAGCACCUUGGUGACGGCCAAGCAUGUUGGUGGAGCGGUGUGGGGCGUGAGGCGGGGUGGUGGAGGUGUAGUGUGUGUCCCAGGCCCCCUCAAGCACCUGCCCCAUGCGCUUCGAAAACCUGCAGGAGCUGGGCCACCUUGUCAAUUCGCCGCCGCUCAACUCCCCACCUCCUCCUAUCACCCCCCAGGGCCCGGCAGGCAGCAUGGCAUACCACCCGUUCCUCCUCCAAAGACCCACCGACUUCAGCGUUAAUUCCCUCCUGACGCAGUCGCCGUCAUACCUGCCGACGCUGGGGUUACCGGCAGCGGCGGCGGCGGCUGCAGCGGCGGGCUCCCCAAACCCAUAUAGUUUGUUGCCCAAAUUUCCGGCACAUCUCGGCCACCACUUCACCACAGCCGAAGACGUCCUAUCGCAGUCACAUGUGCGGCCACUACGCUCUCUCCUACCGGAGGAAGACGGUGUUGUGGACGACCCAAAGGUCACGCUCGAGUGCAAGGAUUUAUGGGAGAAGUUCCACAAACUAGGCACCGAAAUGGUUAUCACCAAGUCUGGCAGACGUAUGUUUCCUGCCUACAAAGUUCGGGUCUCUGGGCUUGACAAAAAAGCCAAAUACAUCUUACUUAUGGACAUCGUAGCAGCCGAUGAUUGCCGCUAUAAGUUCCAUAACAGCAGGUGGAUGGUGGCCGGUAAGGCGGACCCGGAAAUGCCCAAAAGAAUGUACAUCCACCCCGACAGUCCGGCCACGGGGGAACAGUGGAUGCAGAAAGUCGUCUCCUUCCACAAGCUAAAACUCACCAACAACAUCACCGACAAACACGGCUUCGGCGGAGCGGAGGCUAAAACGAUCCUCAACUCCAUGCACAAGUACCAGCCACGCUUCCACCUGGUGAGAGCCAACGACAUCCUCAAGCUGCCCUACUCCACCUUCAGGACCUACGUGUUCAAGGAGACUGAGUUCCUAGCCGUCACCGCCUAUCAGAACGAGAAGAUCACGCAGCUGAAGAUCGACAACAACCCCUUCGCCAAGGGCUUCCGUGACAGUGGUGCUGGCAAGCGGGAGAAGAAUUCUUCUUUCUGCAGGAAUGUGGUGAUGAGCCGGACUUCAGAGGAGCAGAAAAUCGAUCACCAGAUCGCGCUGCCAAACAUCCGCAACUACCCAGACAACUCCGCGCCCAUGGAAUCCGAGAACCACAAGGACGACGACGAUGAUGACGAGCGCCUGGACGUGGUCGGCACGACGGACUCGCACAGCGACGCGGCUCACGAGCUGAUGGACUCGGACGUGUCGGGGGAGGAGACCAACAACAACGCCGCAGACGAAUCUGGUCGUGACUCCGUCAAGCGGAAGAGCGAUCUAGAUUCCGACAUGGACGAUCCGAGCUCGCUUUCCGUGCUGAAGAAAGUGGCGCCGGAGAAGGAUGAGCCCUCAGGUUCCGGCGGGUCUGACCCCACCCCCAAUAUUAGCGUUGGUCCGCCCUUCCAGCCGCCACACCUGCUACCCUACCUGUACCCUCAUGGGCUGUACCCCGGAGCGGCGCAGAGCCUGGCGGGGCUGCACGGCCUCAUGCUGCCCGGGUCCUCGGGUGCAGGGCUCAGCCCACCUUCCCUACAGCUACCACUUCUGGGGUCCGGAUCUGGGGCUCCUCCACAUGGGUCCUCGCCGCUCUCCCCACCCACCUCACUGCCGGUGGCCCACAACCUGCUUCUCGCCCACAACCUGUUGGCGGGUGCAGGACACCACCUGCUGGGCUCCCACACCUACCAGGGGUUGGCGGGGCUGGCGGUGUCCUCGGCGGGCGGCAGUGGAUGUGGCGGCAGCAGCUCCCUCAGCGCCGCACCACCCACAUCUUCCUCCCCGGCCGCCCCCUCCCCACUCCUGCCUGACCGCCUCAAACCGCCUCGCUUCACGCCCUACCUAGCCUCCUCCACCGCGGCCUCCCUCUCUUCCAUGUUGUCCUCAUCCCUGUCGUCGUCAUUCGCGUCGUCCUGCCUCACGCCCACGCUCUCAUCCUCCCUGCUGGGCGAGACAACACUCGGAGGCUCCUCAGCAUUCCAGGCGGUGAGCCCCAAGGCGGGGUCGCGGCUAGAAGAGGGUGUGCGUCGCACCGCCGCCCACUCCGUCUCUGCCGCCCACGCCGCCUCCGUCGCCUCCGAGCUGAAAUCAAUCGAAAAAAUGGUUAAUGGUCUCGAUCGACGUCCGGACUUACCAGAUUCACUUAAAAUGGCCGACAAAUGAGGGCGGGCCCCCGGGGCUGCUUCAGGUCACCUACACACCCGCUUGGUGGCCGUGAACGCCCUUUGCGGCGGUUCCGUCUGUUCCUCUAAUCCACUCUAGCCCCCCUCCCCCCCGCCGGCUCGCGGGACACACACUAACCACUCGGGAGCCGUCGGUGCCAAGUGUUUUUCCAGGAGCAGACGGGAGUUGCCGACGUCCCCAGGCUAACCUCAGGUCAACUAAGAAGUGUUAGAAAAAACCCCGGGAAUGCCCAGGGCCGGCGGGUCACCGGGGGCGCCGACCCGCUUAGACUAACGCCACCAGUGCAAACAUGACGCGGGACGCCUCCAGACGUGCACAAAACCCAGAUCCGCGCUGCGUGAAGGUCGGCAGUGACCGUGUGCUGCACGUGUAUAUAGUCCGUAAAGCUACUUGAUAGUAGAGCGUAUACCAAAGAGCGGACCGACACCAGCUGUUUGCGGGUGCAUAUGUGUACGUGUGCGCGUGUGUAAACCAUCUUGAUUCCAUGAGAUGUAAAGGACAACAUGGAGGCUCGGCAGCGCUCUUUUUUUUCAUAGGAAUCCAAAAAGCGGUGCAAACUUGCAUGUGUGGCGAGGUCGUGUGAGGCUGAGGUGGAGGACAGGGCCGCGGACCCUCGGAGCGGCGGCUCCUGUCCCGCCUCGCCGCCGGUGACGUGGCGGCCUCAACAGGACCUGAGGAACUAACCGGUAACAGAUAAUAAAACAAAUGAAGUGAACUCUAUUUAAGGCAGUUUCCAGCGGCCGCCAGAGACGGUCGGUGUCACGGAAAUAUUAUGGUGCUUUGUUUUCUCUGGGUGUCUUCUUGUUUUCAUUUUAGUAGAGUGUGGUGACUGCGACGGGAGGCCGCGUGUGAUGCCGCCCCGCGUGCCACGACUUGCUCCUCCGGGACAGGCCUGGCACUCCGGGCGUACUACACACACACACACACACACACACACACACACACACACACACACACACACAGUACCAUCACUACAGCACCACCACCACUGCCGCUGCCACCGUCAGUUACCGUGAUACACUAUAUCACAUCUAACGGCACAUCACAGCAUAAAAAAUCACAAUACAAACCGAUAGUAUACAGCUUAACACAACAUAUUAAAUAAAACACACACACACACACACACACACACACACACACACACACA